Messenger RNA from Dromaius novaehollandiae (emu), 1312 nucleotides. It is a transcript of the gene PSMC3IP, whose product is annotated as PSMC3 interacting protein. The coding region runs from base 112 to 774 and encodes 220 amino acids. Gene Ontology annotation, cellular component: condensed nuclear chromosome; DNA recombinase auxiliary factor complex. NCBI's taxonomy places the organism in Eukaryota, Metazoa, Chordata, Aves, Casuariiformes, Dromaiidae. The record is from RefSeq and is a predicted model, not a curated record. Gene Ontology annotation, molecular function: double-stranded DNA binding; recombinase activator activity. Gene Ontology annotation, biological process: meiotic strand invasion involved in reciprocal meiotic recombination; homologous chromosome pairing at meiosis; meiotic joint molecule formation. The transcript is spliced from 8 exons.
UCUUUGCCUCCUUGCGUUUGGAUUGGCGGAGAGCAAGCGGCGCGGCGGAAGUGCGUCAGCGCCGCCCCGGUGUGGCGGGAGCGGCGCGCGCGCGGCGGGCGGGAGCGGAGGAUGAGCAAAGGCCGCGAGGGCGCCGCGGCGGGCGGGGGCGCCGCCGCCGUCCUGCUGCGGUACCUGCGGGAGCAGAACCGGCCCUACAGCGCCCAGGACGCCUUCGGGAACCUGCAGCGGGAGCACGGGCUGGGCAAGGCGGCGGUGGCGAAGGCGCUGGAGCAGCUGGCGCAGCAGGGCCGCAUCCGCGAGAAGGCCUACGGCAAGCAGAAGAUCUACUUCGCCGACCAGGAGCAGCUGCCGGCCGCCAGCGACGCGGAGCUCCGCGGCCUGGACGGAGACAUCGCCGCGCUCUCCGCCGAGGUGACGGCGCUGCAGCAGAGCUGCCGGCGCAUGGAGGCCGAGCUGAAGGACCUGAACGGCUCCCUGACGACCCCUGAGAUGGCCAGGGAGAUCGAGGAGCUGAAGAAGGACUGCGCAGGCUACGCAGAGAAACUGGCGAGGAUUAAAUCUGCCACCAACCACGUCACUCCCGAGGAGAAAGAAAGGGUUUGCAGCGAGCAGAAGCUGUACUGCAAGGAGUGGCGGCGGAGGAAGCGAAUGGCAACUGAGCUGCUCGAUGCCAUCCUGGAAGGAUACCCCAAAAGCAAGAAGCAGUUCUUUGAGGAAGUUGGAAUCGAAACCGAUGAGGACCAUAACGUCACGCUGCCAGCAGCUGUGUGAGAUGCCUUUGCUCCAGGGAGGAGAAUUUGCUGAUGCUGAAAUGAGCCUGGUCUUUUUUUGUUUUGUUUUGUUUUUUUUCGUUUUUGUUUUUUUUUCUGCAGGGGUUGGGCUUGUCCUGCAUCUUUGAUAAGUGUUUGUUUUAAAAUGCUUUGUAGCUGGAUGGGUAGUUAGAGAGAUUAAAUCAGGACUGAGCCCUGUCACUCUUACUUGCGGAGGAACCUUUUCUUUUUUUUUUUUUUUUUUUUUCCCCCCCUGCUAGGCUUCACCAGUUGAAGUCCAGUGUCUUUACUGGGCUGUCUAGGAGAAGGUUUAAUUGUACUGUUUUAGACUUUCUGGUAGUUUGCCAGCAAGUAUUUGAUUUUGUUAAGUAAGAAAAGGAAGCGAGUGUCUCAGAGGGGUAAAUCAACCUGUUACUGUUAGGUUGGCAGAGCUGUACAGGUAUUUCGGCGUAUUUAAUAGAUGGUGGGCAGUGCUUCCCACUGUCUGUACUGGGCUGUACACAGGAAUACAAUUCAUUAAACACCAAGCGUUUGUUUCA